AUGGUGAUUGCUGUGAAGCCACCACUGCUGGGACCCUCCUACCAGACCUUCAUGGAGAUCAACCUCGCUGGUCUCGCGGAUCUCGUGAACAUGGCCGAGCGGCACAACGUCAGAAGCCUGCUCUAUGUCUCAUCUUUUGCAGCCUGCAACCACUGGGUGCCACAUCACAACGUGGCAGAGUCAGAUCCGGCAGCGAGCCCGCCCCUGACGUCCUUGCGGUCGCCCUACGACCUCUCCAAAGCCAUGACAGAGCAGUUUAUUCUGCAGAAACAUUCCGAGAGUGGAAUGCGAACGGUUAGCAUCCGAAUCGGCGGCGUCUAUGGGGACAACGACGACCAAUACUGGAAUCGGCGGCUGCCGUUCCGGUUGUCCCUAGACAUCAGCGACCAAGAUUCACACCCUCCGAAAAUCGAUGCCAACUACGUGGAGAAUGUUGCAGAAGGCAUGCUUCGAGUCGUUGACCGUUUGUCGGCAGAUGCCUCCGUGGGUGGACGCUUCUACUUCUACACGAUUGGGGAGCGCCACGUCACACAGCAGGAGCUGGGCGUUCGGCUGGCAGAGGCCACGGGACGAUUUCAUUUGGCCGCCCCGACUUGGGUGAUCCAUACGUGGCUGGCAGUCAUGAACUUCCUGGUUUCCUUCCAGUUCCAGCUGCCCAGCUGGCCACUCAAUCAGCCUGCAGGGCGGGUCGUCGAGCCGAAGUCAUACUUCACCACAUACUCCAUGGCCAAGAAAGGCCUCAUCGAUCAGUGGUUUGACAACGCUCUUUUCCGAGAGACGUUUGGCUACAGCCACCUCUACACCACUGAGGAGGCGGUGGCCAUGGUGGCGGCAGCUCAAAAGCAGAACCGCCCCAGGCAGACACACUCGCACAACAAGCGGCCUGGCACGUUGACCCUCGUGGCAGGGCCCGUGGUUAUCUCCCUUUGUACAAUGGUUUUGGUGAUGCUUUGCGGUGGCUUGAGCCUUUCUGUUGCAUGCUCCACAUCCUGGAGCCUGUGCAGUCUUUGCCAGUUCGGCUUCUUUGUCUCCUCGCCUGCUACACACGUUUGUGGCUUCGUAACGCAGCCAGCCUACCGGCUGUGGAUGCCCUUCCAGGGCGGCUCGCUUCACGUCCUCCUUCAGGGCAUAGGCUGGUCCUGCUUUGCGCUGCUGCUGAUGCAAUGGUGUGCAAGUUACUACGGCGAGGAGAUGCUCUUGACCGAGUUUCCCUACGUCGGAGACAGCCGACUCAAGGCAGCUUUUGGCUUGAUCGCACAGGUGACGCUGGGACUGAGCGUGCUGGCCUUUAAAACUCCAUGGGAGAAGACGAAGCGGAGCUGA
Messenger RNA from Symbiodinium necroappetens, 1323 nucleotides. The record is from the annotation of a GenBank genome assembly. NCBI's taxonomy places the organism in Eukaryota, Dinophyceae, Suessiales, Symbiodiniaceae.